AUGACUGUGACACACUGCCUCACGAACCUGUCAGAGAGGAGGGGGAAGGACAUGACUGUGACACACUGCCUCACGAACCUGUCAGAGAGGAGGGGGAAGGACAUGACUGUGACACACUGCCUCACGAACCUGUCAGAGAGGAGGGGGAAGGACAUGACUGUGACACACUGCCUCACGAACCUGUCAGAGAGGAGGGGGAAGGACAUGACUGUGACACACUGCCUCACGAACCUGUCAGAGAGGAGGGGGAAGGACAUGACUGUGACACACUGCCUCACGAACCUGUCAGAGAGGAGGGGGAAGGACAUGACUGUGACACACUGCCUCACGAACCUGUCAGAGAGGAGGGGGAAGGACAUGACUGUGACACACUGCCUCACGAACCUGUCAGAGAGGAGGGGGAAGGACAUGACUGUGACACACUGCCUCACGAACCUGUCAGAGAGGAGGGGGAAGGACAUGACUGUGACACACUGCCUCACGAACCUGUCAGAGAGGAGGGGGAAGGACAUGACUGUGACACACUGCCUCACGAACCUGUCAGAGAGGAGGGGGAAGGACAUGACUGUGACACACUGCCUCACGAACCUGUCAGAGAGGAGGGGGAAGGACAUGACUGUGACACACUGCCUCACGAACCUGUCAGAGAGGAGGGGGAAGGACAUGACUGUGACACACUGCCUCACGAACCUGUCAGAGAGGAGGGGGAAGGACAUGACUGUGACACACUGCCUCACGAACCUGUCAGAGAGGAGGGGGAAGGACAUGACUGUGACACACUGCCUCACGAACCUGUCAGAGAGGAGGGGGAAGGACAUGACUGUGACACACUGCCUCACGAACCUGUCAGAGAGGAGGGGGAAGGACAUGACUGUGACACACUGCCUCACGAACCUGUCAGAGAGGAGGGGGAAGGACAUGACUGUGACACACUGCCUCACGAACCUGUCAGAGAGGAGGGGGAAGGACAUGACUGUGACACACUGCCUCACGAACCUGUCAGAGAGGAGGGGGAAGGACAUGACUGUGACACACUGCCUCACGAACCUGUCAGAGAGGAGGGGGAAGGACAUGACUGUGACACACUGCCUCACGAACCUGUCAGAGAGGAGGGGGAAGGACAUGACUGUGACACACUGCCUCACGAACCUGUCAGAGAGGAGGGGGAAGGACAUAACUGUGACACACGGGAAGGAAACAGCUGGGACACAGGGGGACAUAAAUAACAGCGACACAGGGGGACAUUAA
This is a messenger RNA of Knipowitschia caucasica, 1248 nucleotides long. Lineage: Eukaryota; Metazoa; Chordata; Actinopteri; Gobiiformes; Gobiidae. The record is from the annotation of a GenBank genome assembly.